AUGCAUGUUUGUGCUCAAUGUGGGAGUACACAGUCAACUAUUUUAGAUGGUUUAUAUUAUUGUAGGAAUUGUGGUCAACAAAUCUUGGUAUGUUUCUUGUUUCGGUAUUAUUUAUUGUUAAGGCAUUGCGGGAAAUAGACCUUGAUGCUGAUCUGUUUGAUAAUCUUGGUCCAAGCUUUUCGCAUGCUAGUAUUCUAAAGACGCCAAAGGAAAAGAAAGAUAAAGAAACAGAAGUCAGAGAGAGCAAAGUUGAUAUUCUCAACUCUACUACUCAGAAAAAUGUAGAUUUUCCACGCUUUUUGGCUACUGUUGGGAAGCGGUUAACAACAGCUGUUUUGAUUUUGGUGAAGAUCAGUCGAGAGUUGGAGAAAGAACUCAAUGUUUCGGAGGAUUUAAAGGUAUACUUAUGUUAGCUGUCAUAUUUUUAGAUAAUGUUUGAUCAGUUCAUUGAUUUUUUGGCUUUAAAGGCAAAAGAUGUUAGUUAAAUUAUUAAAGUUUUGUAUUUAAAGGAGGUGGUGAUUGCCUUGUAUCAAGAAUACCUGAAGAAACUGAAUGUUGCUUUUGUGGAUACAGAAGUAGAUGAGGAUGACGAAAAACAACUCAAGAUGUUGUUUAAAAAGAAUAACGAGUAAGUGUUUUAUAGGGUUAUUAAUUCUCGGCAAUUUUAUAUUGUUUUAGUAAUUAAAGUUACAAUGUUUAUGUGCUAUGUGAUUGCUUUGUAGGGAAUUGAAAGCAGAGACGAAAAAAGCAAAAGAAGAAGAUAAAAGGAGAAGAAAAGUUGAAAAAGAAUUGAAGAAGUCACAGAUGAGUCUUUUUGAUCAAGUCACGGUGGAGGUAUGCAUCUUUUUAAAAAGGUUAUAUUAAUAUGUUUAAAAUUAUAUUUUUGAAAAUCAUUAAAGUAAGUUUACUUUAUUUAAGCUUUUAAUGUAAAAGGUUUAGGAACACCUGAAAGAAGCGGAUUGUUCAGUAGCUAUUGAUAUGAUAAAGUCGAUCAACACGAAACUGUCGAUAAAGUCGUUGAAUAUAGCUGCUAGAGUUUACCUUGGUAUUGAUAUGCUACUCUCUAUUACAUACCUUGGCCUUCUUUUAGUUGGCGAACGUAAUAUCUUGUUGUCUGAUCUAAUGCGGUAAGGAUUGUGUUUUUUUAGUUAGUUAAAAGUUUUAAAUGAUUAAUGGGUUCAAAAGUUUGUAGAAUUCUUUAUAUUUGAAAUUUUUUUUGUAUUUAUUCUUGUUGAUUUUAUGUUUCUUUACAUAUAAACUAAGUUCAUAGAGGAUUUUGGACAGUUCUCACUUAUUCUAACAUACAUUAUUCUUUAGAUGGCAAAGAGAAGAUCGUUUUAAAGUGUCAGAUAAACAAUUGCAAUCUUUAACACAGGCUACUGAUUACGAUAAAGAGCAAAUAGCUAAGUCUAUAAGCUCAAGGAUGUAUUACACGUUUCUUAUUUCAGGGGUAAGUUUAUUUUUUUGAAGUAGUUUAUUAUAUUAUUAUUUCUUUGUACUAUAAGAUAAAUCUAUAGAUGUAAGCCAAUUUUAAAGUUAAUAUCUAAAAACCAAACUGAUUAUUAACUUUUAUAUGAUUUCAGAGAAGUUUUUUGGUUGAAGCUUAUGCGACAUUUUCUGCUCUUUGUGGAAUCACCCAGGUACCUCAAGUCAUACCUGCUCCUUCGAAUGAAAUGAUUUUGAAAAGAUUUGUGUUUGAUCUGAAUCUACCUUUAGGCUUAAUUCUGAGAGUCAAGAUCCUACAAGAGUUUAUCGCUGAGCCGAAGCCUUUCUACGAUCAGAAAUGGCUCCAGAAUUGUUUUCCGUUGGAAUCAGACCUUGACGACGCUGUAAGAGAAUCUUCUACAUUGGGACCGCACAGUUUCUUUCGGGUGAUUAUGGAUAGCUCUUUGUCUUACUUUCAUACAGUAUAGUAAGUUUUUUUUUCGAAAAUAUUUUAGUGUUGAAAAAAAUGAUUUUUUUUUAUUGAUUUGGUCAAAAAGUAAUUUUAUUCAAAGUUCAAAUCAUCAAAUUAUAAUUUAAUUUAACUUAUAAUGUGAAAAUUGAUGUAACGGUACUGUUUUAGCGGAAUAAUGUCAUUCGAAGUUCGUAUCUUGUCACAACUUUUAUUUUGUUUGGUGCUAAUCUACUCUCAAGACUUUGGCAUCGGAACAGAAGACAGUGAUGAUGAUGAAGAAGACAAUUUCAAAAUGACAGAAUGGCUACUACAACUUAUAAUGAGAACCCAAGUCACAGCUGGAAAGUCUAUCGACGAUGUUUUGUCAAGCCAGUAAGUUUUUAAAAAAUGAUAUACAUCAAUUGGAACUUCUGUGUAACGGAGUCUUUUAUAACGAACAGCUGCGAUUUGUAAUUAGGUAACAUUUCAGAAACAAAGAUUUUGCUGAAACAAAAUUGAAUAUCCAAAAACGUCAAGUUAAUCUUGGAAAAUUCAAUCGGCCUAAAAAGGAAAACACAGCCUUGCCACACCGUCUCUUUCUGCCUCAAUCAGAGAAGAUUUUCAGAGAUUGUUUUCCACUGGAUCAUGCUACAGUACUCCCUGUUUCCAGAGAGACUUUGUACUGUAAGUUUCGCCCAUAAAGUUAAUUACAAAAGCUUUUGUAGUGCUAUUAUAUUGUCAAGCGUUUAGAAAAUUUUUAUUAAUGAAUUAGGUAAUACUUAUUGUUUCAGCACCGUACCGAAGUACGUUAGCGCACGUUGAGGAUGUGGAUAAAAGUUCAAUGUUUUUGGACGAAAAAAGACUGGAAAUAUUCUGUAAAGACUUCUCAAUAAGCAAACUACCCUCUUUGUACGAGGAAGAUGUUGAGGUACGACUACUCUUUUGUAACAUAUCUGAAACCUCUUGAGAAGUUGGUAAUGAUUUAUAUAUUUUAGGGGUCACUCAACGAUUUCAAAGCAAUCUUUCCGUUUUUCUCGGAUUACAAAAUGGUUCCACGGAAGCAAUUCCACAUCUUAAGCUACGAUAAUGUAAUUCUUCUGGAGUCAGACCGUCUAUUUCAAAUGUAUGAAAAUGACAAAAAGUUUUAUCACUGGGGAUUCCUCAAGUGUUUGAAUUUGUUGUCUACGGUAAUCGGCGAGAAGUGCGAGGUACUGUACUUGGCCUACUUGAUGGUAGAGGCUAUGUUCUUCUCGCCUUCAAAAGUCACAUCGUAUGACAUUGAUAGUGAUGACAGUAGCGACGAUGAAGUGGUGAGGAAUGAUAAGAGGAAAGUAAAGCAUGGUAAGGUUUAUAAUUUUUUUAACGCUUAAAAUUGUAAAACUUACAGUAUGUUUUGUUAAAAGUUGUGAAAAACUACAAGCAACCAACUGCGUCAGCACGUUGGUUGCUUGUAGUUUAAGGUUUUAAAUUGGUGCAAAAUAGGUAAUUCGAAGUUUGUCGACUUGUGAAAUCUUAUUCAAAUGAGAUGAUUGGUUGAAAUUUUUAAGGUGUGUAGUUUGCACAUAAUUGAUAUGUAAUGUUACACCUUUGUUGACGUUCUAUUUAAAUACAGACUGACAGAGUGGACUAUAUAAUUAAGUUCCAAGAUAUAUGCAUAUGUAUAUUAUCAUGAAACGUGUUUGUAGCUGUUCAAUCUGUUCAAAGUAUGGUUAUAUUGUGUCAUAUGCAGUGGUAUAUCUGCAUGAAAUAGUUUGUGUCUAACAUACGCUCAUCUGACAGACCUUGUUUUACCUUGUUGUAGUCUCGGUUCGUGGUAAAGCCGCAAUGUAGGGCUUUACUGCGUAACGUCUAUUAAUAUGAUUAAACGUGAUAAGUGAUUAAAAGUGCAAGAAGUCUUGUCUUUGGAAAUGUUUAUGAUUAUCCGCUCACUUUGCAGAUUCCUUAAUUACAAUGUUAUUUUAGGGGGGAGUCGAGGCCACCACAAAGUAAUGAAACAACUAAUUAACUCUUUCUGGUAG
Messenger RNA from Bursaphelenchus okinawaensis, 3894 nucleotides. Lineage: Eukaryota; Metazoa; Nematoda; Chromadorea; Rhabditida; Aphelenchoididae. The record is from the annotation of a GenBank genome assembly.